Pistacia vera is the source of this 900-nucleotide messenger RNA. Its product is annotated as DELLA protein RGL2-like. The record is from RefSeq and is a predicted model, not a curated record. Gene Ontology annotation, biological process: regulation of DNA-templated transcription. The transcript has a single exon. The coding region runs from base 1 to 900 and encodes 299 amino acids. Gene Ontology annotation, molecular function: sequence-specific DNA binding; DNA-binding transcription factor activity. NCBI's taxonomy places the organism in Eukaryota, Viridiplantae, Streptophyta, Magnoliopsida, Sapindales, Anacardiaceae. Gene Ontology annotation, cellular component: nucleus.
AUGGUAAAUUUGAAACCUGCUCUCCUUGGUUUUUUCUUGGAAAUCCCCUUGUAUCAAGCUACACGGUUUGCAGGAAUGCAAGCAAUCAUUGAGAGCGUGGCCGCGGCAAAAAGAGUCCAUUUGAUUGACCUUGAAAUCAGAAGUGGAGCACAAUAUAUGUUGUUGAUGCAAGCUCUUGCAACUCAACACGAACCUCAGGUGGAGCUUCUUACAAUAACUGCAGUUGGAACAACAUUGAGGCAUGAAAUUGAGGAGACAGGCAAAACAUUGGCAUACUUUGCUAAGACUUUAAAUUUACCCUUUUCAUUCAAAGUUGUUAUGGUGACCAGCCUCAAAGAUCUCAAUGAGAACUUAUUUGAAUUACACAAGGGUGAAGUUGUAGCUAUCCACUCUUCUAUUACACUAAAUCAUAUGAUUAGAUUGCCCAAUUGCUUGGAGUCUUUAAUAAGAGUGCUUAAAAAUACUAAUCCUCAAGUGAUGGUGGUCACUGAAAUUGAAGCAAAUGAUAACUUACUAUCUUUUGAAGACAGGUUUUUUGAAGUACUUUUUUACUACAGUACUUUUUUUGAUUGCAUGGAAGAUUGUAUGGCGCGAAGUGAUCAAAAUAGGAUGAUGGUUGAAGAAUUAUUGGGUCAGGCUAUUAGAAACAUUAUUGCAAAUGAGGGCGAGGAGAGGAUUGUUAGGCACAUGAAGAUUGAUGCUUGGAGGGCAUUUUUCAGCAGUUUUGGGCUUGUUGAAACAGAGCUUAGCAUGUCGUCAUUGUAUCAGGCAGAACUAGUUGUGAAGAAUUUUGCUUGUGGGAAAGGCAAAUCUUGUACAUUUGAGAAAAAUGGAAAAAGUCUAAUUGUUGGAUGGAAGGGAUCACCACACCUUUCUCUCUCUGUUUGGAAGUUUCAUUAA